This is a messenger RNA of Mya arenaria, 7054 nucleotides long. RefSeq lists its product as uncharacterized. The transcript has 4 exons. The record is from RefSeq and is a predicted model, not a curated record. Bases 248 to 982 code for a protein of 244 amino acids. Lineage: Eukaryota; Metazoa; Mollusca; Bivalvia; Myida; Myidae.
AGCAAGAGUGACUUCCCUUGCAGAUUAGUAAUGUUUUCGAUUUCUGAAAUAUUUCGCAGAUUUCUGAUCCAAAGAACGAUACAAAUUUGAAAAAGAAUGAUUUCACCAUUAACAUGAAAGGUUGUGGUGUACAGUCACUUCUCCAAUUUAAGACUGUUGACCUGUUACGUUCUUUGAAUACUAAAGUGGGAUUCGAUCUCCGAAGUAAUGUUCAUUGUUGCCGAUUCUUCUUGCAUCAUUUUCACUCAUGUCGAUGGAUAUACCACUCAGCUCCCCACCUGUCAACACUACAGUUAAAGACCAAGAUGGAAAGGCGCCAUUGAGUCCAGGUUUGAUCGCUCUGAUAACAAUCACAUCAACAUUUGUGUUCUUUAUGACAAUCAUGUUGAUUGUUUGUAUCGGCGAGUACUGUCAAUACAUGAAGAGGAAGAAGAGUAAGCGACAAGUUCAUGAAAGAAAACCAAGGCAUAAUCAGAACAGAUCAACUGAUGGUGAAAUAUGUUCUGGGACAAGCAUUAGCCAAUCAGAAAACACUUCCACUGCAGUUCAUAAUAAUCCGCAUUCCAGUCCAACGAAAAUAGAGCUGAAACAUGCCUCAGCAUACACCAAUGCUUUUGAAAAUACUCAAAAGAAUAGCAUUAAAGUUGAAUCCAGAAAGGACCAAAUAAACAACGAUAAAAAGAAUCGAAGAGAUAAAAGAGAGGUGGAUGGUUUGGGUGUUAAAAAUGAUAAACAAGAAUUGACAGCAUUAGUUUCGAGAUCAGUUACCAGUGAUCGUUUUUGUGACAGUGAAAGUAGUGUGCGCUCGAGUAUAGACAUUGACUGUGAUAUUAAAUGUGCCACAGUAAACGGUACUAAUCGAGAAAGUGUACGGUUGGAUUCACAGUCGUACGAUGACUUAGAGGCUGACGGGGAAAUUCUCUGCGAUAGCGUUGACUCGAAAGAAGGGUACCCAGGAUUUCAGUUAGAGGCUGAUGUUUAGUGUUAACAGUUCCUCUGUUGCUCAAAUGUUUUGCAUCCAUUUUGUUUAUUUCAUAACUGUUAAUCUGCAAUGGUUUAAAUUCUUAUUCAUUCAAGUUUAAUUUUGUCUUUGGAUUGAGAGAGUUGAUUGAAAUUCUAUAUGGUUACUGGCGAUAUACUAUGCUGUAUAAUGCUUUUAUAAACUCCAUAUAUGCACUGUCUUAACUGUUACCUUGUUAGCUACCAGAAUGUUGGUGUUUUGUGUUAUUGUGAUUUGUUUAAAAAAAGGGAUUGCCUUGAAACUUGCUUUCAUUGUCCUGCUUUUGUUUUGAAAAUACUGCUGUUGGACCAAUGUGACGAUAUUCACCAUAUUUCAUCGCUUUUUUUUAUUAGAAUCAGUCUUUGUCCGGCAUUAGGUUGUAAAUAAUUGCUUGAAAUACAUCUUUCCUGAAACCAUCAGGUCAAAUUCAAUGAGACUUCCUACAAAUACAGCAACAUCAUUUUAGUAUCAAGGGAAUAGAUAAUAUAAUUUAGUUCUUCAUUAAUUUUAACAUUGCAUCUAGAUCACCAAAGAAAAGUUUCUGUGCACUUCAAUGAUAAAAUAUUUAGUAUACAUGCAUUCAAAAGACAUUUUUUUUGAUAAUACGGAAACAAAUAUAUUUGUUUUUGUUAAUACACUUUACUGUAAUGAGGAAAUAAAUGGGGAAACAAUUUAAUUAUAAUGAUUACACAUUAUGAGGAAAUAACCUGGAUUCAUUGUUCGAAUGACAUUGCAAAACAAACAAUGAAGCAUUAUGUAAGUUUUUGAAACUUUUCUUUGACGUUGCUCGCCUGGUGUAACCUCCAGGUGUUCAGGGAACAGUUGAUAUUUAAAAUCAAUAUUUUCAAUUAAAAAUAUACAAAUUAUAAUUCAAUUAGAUUACGGUAUGCAUUUUUUAAAACACACCAUCUAUCACAAAGUCAUGUCUGAUUUUGUCACAUCACUGAUUUUAUUUGUGAAGCAUUUACAUGUAGCUCCAAAAGUGUUGCACCUAUACUCCUGAAACCUUGUAGGAAUGUUAGUCUCCAUGGGCAAUUAUGCACCUAUGAUUUGUGUGGCAUUUCACUUGGUAUAAUAAUAGUUAUGGCCUUUGAAUUGUAAAUAAUGGUAUAAAAAAUAGACAAAUGUUUUUCAAUUUUAUUGCUUAUGUUAAUAAUUCCAAAACACAACUUUGAAACAUUCCUGUGCAAAGAUGGUGUUUGGGGGGGGUAUUUAUCAUUGUGUGAUAGCUGUUGCUGUAUAGUGUGUAUUAUGACUUUUAUUUUAGCAUCAGUUGAAAUCUUAUUUGAGAACAUUAUUUAUCAAUGUAUUAUGAAAUGAAAAUGGUGCAGGUUUCAUGCAAAAUCCUUUAAAAACAACUUUUGUAUAUUUCUUUGAAACACACACAAACCUACAUGUAUGUAUUUGUACAUGAAUGUAGUUAUAGACCCGGUGAGUUGUUUGAAGAAUUGUACAUGAAUGCAUGUACAUGUACUGUGAUGCACAAUCUUAUAUAUAAACAUGCAUUAAGUACUCGUGUGUGUGUAAGUAUUGUCUUGAACUUUUACUGUUCAUUUUUUGGUAUUUUGUCUUUGGUAUUUAGAUUGAUAAGAAUUUUACCUAUGUAAAGAUAUACCAGAUAGAAGGCACAGUUUCAUUCCUCCCGGUCGAAAGUUUUUUUUACAAAACUUAAGCUAAUUGUGAUAGCAUUUAAAUAAAUUGUCAUUUUGUAUUAAAGGUAAGCCAUCCAUGAUAAAUACAAAAAAAUUGAUCCUGGUAAAGUUUCAUUUUAAGAUCACAAUAUGUUCAGUUUGAAUAUUUUUAAAGUUUUUACUGACAGCUUUUCUUUUUUAUAGAGACGUUAUGUUAUUUAAGAAAAGAAUUAAUAAAAUUGUUAAUUAUAAUAAAUCUUUAUAAAUUUAACAUAGAAAUAAUCUUGGUGUUAAUAUCUAAUUAUAAAUGCACAAACACAUCCCUGCAUUCUAAUGAUGGAUGGCUUACCUUAAAGCACUUAUGUUAUAUCACAUGAUUACCAUGACAACUUUUAGUUUUGAACUGAUUUCUUCAAGUAAACCAAGUCCCAUAAUUAUUUGCAUGUACAUGUAAUUUAUAAGUUAAAGACCUUAUCUGCUGAUUUUGCAUACAUGGUUUUCUUUGUUUGACCUGUACAUUCAGUUGCUUAUUAUUAUACCUCGCUCUGUCCACAAUGGUCCAUUACCCGAUAAAGAGAUAUUUUGACUGUCAGAAACAUUUGCAACAUUUUUGACAUGUGACCAAGCGAAAAUUCACUGUCAAGUCAAGUGACCACAAUAACAUUUUGAAUGUCAUAUAAGUGCAAAUAAAUGCUUAAAUAUUUUAGCUAAAUCAUGACCUGAUUGCCUCCCUUAUACAGAUACAGUAGUGACGUCACUAUUCAAUGUGUACACAAAAACAUCAUACGACAGAAAAUUAACGGUUGAAUUUUGUUCUAUAUAUAAUUAUUUUAUUAUGUUAUAUUUUGUUUACCUUGUUAAACUUGUUUUAUUUAAUGAAUUAAAAACAUUAUAAAACUUUUUUAUGUACUAAUUUUGUACGGUAUAAUAUAUAAAUAUCAUAUGGCAGCAUGUGUGACCUUGAUAUUGUCAACCCUCGAAACAGAAUGUCACCCUCAGCUAACGCCUCGGGUAACAUUCUGCUCUUUAUUGACAAUAUCCAAUGUCACACAUGCUGCCAUAGAUAUUAUAUGUUAUAUAUAUAUAUUAAGUCUAUAUCUACAUGUUCUAUAACAUUGAUAGGAGAAUUUCCAUGAGUUUAUUGUGAUUUGUAAAGUGCUAUAAAUAUCUUUUAAUACAAAUGUACAUGUAUUUAUAAUUACCAUGACCAUAUGAAGUGUUCAGUGUUUAGUGGUAAAGGUUGUUUUUUUUGUAUUGAUUGUCAAUAAUUAUUAGUUGUCUUCCAAAAUGUUCUUUCAUACCUGUGGAAAAUUGUAUUAAAGGUAGGUGUAAAGGCUUCCAAGUAAUAUACUCAAGAACAUUUUACUUGUUUUAAUAUUGCAUUUUAAGCUCAUCUGUUCAUUGAAGAAAAAAACUUGGAAUAGAAAUGGCAUGGCCUUGAUGCCAUGUAGUUAUUUUCGUUGUUGUGUAAACACUUUAACCCAUGGGCGGAUUGACGUUAGAGGGGGCAUAACUUAGGUACAUAACCUUUUGACAUUCGUUCCUCCCUCAGAACGGAAUAUUAAGUGGUCUAAAGUGUUGGCAAGGGCUUUUGGGGUACACCUCUACAGUAUUUUAACCAAUUUCUUGUCUGGAAUGUUGCAUUUUGAGCAUGUUUAAUUAUUGACAUAAAAAGUGAAUUGUAUGAUAUCAUUGAAUUAAAGGUGUAUCUUAUAGUUUUGUUAUAGGUAAAUUAAUGUGAGUUAGCUUCCAUUUAUUAUUGCUUGAACCCUUGGAAGAAGUCCCUGAUUACAAGUUAAUUCAUUGCAAUGUGUAAACAAUGUUGUGUUCAUGAAAUACACGAUACUAGCAUACUUAUUUAUUAUCCCCCGCCUAUGAAAUAGGGAGGGGGAUAUUGAAAUGGCGUAGUCCGUCUGUCCUUCUGUCCGUCCUUCCGUCCGUCCGUCCGUCACCUGCGUUUUCUCAGUAACUAGCCGGUAUAAUUUCAUGAAACUUAAAAUAAAUAUGAACCACUAUACUGGAUUGAUGCCAGUCCAAAAACAAAAUUUGAUUGGUCAAUUGUCCUUGGAGUUAUUGCCCUUGAUUUUUUGAAAAAUGCACAUUCACAGCCAUUUCUCAGUCACUAGCUGGCAGAAUUUCAUGAAACUUUAAAUAAAUAUGAAUUACUAUACUGGGAUGAUGCCUGUUUUUUUUGGAUUGGUCAAUUGUACUUGGAGUUAUUGCCCUUGAUUUUUUGAAAAACUCAUUUACAGCCAUUUCUCAGUAACUAGUUGGUAGAAAUUCUUGAAACUUGAAAUAAAUAUGAACCAACAUACUGCGAUGAUGCCUGUUUAUUUAUAUUUUGGAUUGUGUAAUUUCUACAUGAGUUAUUUGCCCUUGAUUUAUUAAAAGCUCCAUGUUUGCAGGCUUUUCUAUGCAACUAGCUGGUAGAAUUUCAUGACACUUGGAAUAAAUAAGAACUAACAUACUGUGAUGAUGCCUGUCUAUUUUUCUUUUGGAUUGGUCAAUUUUCCUUAGAGUUAUUGCCCUUGAUUUAUUAAAAAAUCAUUGUUUGCAGCCGUUUCUCAGUAAAACCAAUGUGCUUAUCUUUUUCUUUCUGAGAUUUGUUUAACCUUCAAGCACAAACAAGCCAUCAAGCACAAACAAGCCAUCGUUGGCGGGGGAUAUCUUUUCACUGAAAAUGCUUGUUGGCACACAUUCAUUCAAAUACUUUAACAUGUGAAAAAUAGUAUUUUACACAGCUGUGCCUUUUUUCAGCUGAUUUUAAAAUUAAGAUUACUUUUAAAAUAAAUGGAUACAUUUUGGUUGUAUGUAUAUAAUAUCUGUUAUUCUGUUGACAUUGCACCAGUAUAAUAUCUGUUAUUCUGUUGACAUUGCAUCAGUAUAAUAUCUGUUAUUCUGUUGACAUUGCACCAGUAUUUUCUUCAAAGAAAUGGGGUGUACAAAUCAUUUCUUCAAUUAUAUACUUAUAGAAAUUUGUAUACUAUUGUUCAUUUUUGACUUACAUUUAAAUGGUUUAUUUCUUCAUUGUUAAUUAUUUGAAUUGAAUAUUUCUUGUUUAUUGCACAUAAUUCCAAAUAAUGUUUGUGUAAAAAGUGUGUAGAAAUACAGUGUAGAAAAAUUAACUUUGACAAUGUUGUGUUUGUUUACUAUGAAUAAUAAUACAAUGUAUAUUGUUGAAUAUGUUGUAUUAAAGUGUGUGUUUUCCUAUACCUGUAUUAUAUCAGUCCCUUUUGUAGUGUAUAAGUGUUUUUGAACUGUGAUAUCCAUUUUUUAUUUUGUUUACUUUUAUUUUCAGAUUUUAUAUUCUGGUGUAUGCUUGCAUGGAUACAAUGUUCUUUAAAAAACAUAUUUUUAGAAAUGGCUUGGAAAUGUAUCAUAACUUUUAUUUCAACUAUUUUAAACAAACAUCUAGGAUUUAUUUUUAUUUUUAAAAAAACAGCCAGCUCUUUAGACAUAUAUGCAGUUUUGCUUUUAUUUCUACAAGAUGUCAAUGUAUUAGGAAUUGUUGUGUAUAUAUAUAUAUAUAUAUAUAUAUAUGUAUACAUAUAUAUAAUCUUGAAGGAGUCGUCAUUUACUACACAACUUUUUUUAUUUUUUAAUGACUUCAGGAAAUAGUCUAAUAAGCAAGCCUUUGGUGAGGUUACUAACAUAUCUCCUGGUAGAGUUGAAUUAAUUUGUGUAUUAUAUAUGACGACGAGAGUCAGAUUCAUUUUAUCACAUGCUUGAACAGUAAAUAAUAGCAAAAACGACCGACCUGUUUCACCUGCUCAAUUGAUGACCCGAAUACCACAAAGCAAUGCCGUUUCCCGCGCUACAUGCAUUGCAUAACUGUGGUUCCCGGAAUAAUUUAAAACCACAGAUACAACGGAUAGAUAUAAUUAUGUUAAGAAGAAUGCAAACUAAGAUGAUAUCCAAUAAGAAUUACAACUAACUAAUUACAACUAAAGCAUUAUACUUUUAACUAGUAUAUCCAGUAAGAUGAUGUCAUAAUUUGUUAUAUGUUCGAUCAUGACAUCCUUUCGGGUUUUAAUAUAUUAUAGAUCGAACGUCUUUAAAAAUGUGUUUCAUGGAAUCAACACAACAUAUUAUGCUUUCCUUUUAAGAUUUGGAUUGAAAAUGUACUUCUGUAUUCAAAAAAUCGUCAUCAUCAAUACAAAAAUAACAAAUAAAGGUGUGACUGGCUUUAAUGUUGCCAAUCAAGCAAUUAUCUUUGCCUAUUAGUUUGCUUUUCAAACAUGUGGAGUGAUACAUUUUCUGACCAAUAGACAAAGAGCAAUGUUAUAUUACACGUGUGUAAUAGAGAAUAAUACGUGAUGGCAAUAUUUCGUGAUAAAUGUUUAUUGAUGUAUUUGUGAUUUAGUUUUGCCUGUAAAAUGUAAUCCUAUUCUGCGUAUUGAAUAAAAUGGCAAAUGACAGUUCA